Molecule: messenger RNA, 8191 nt
Organism: Drosophila virilis
Lineage: Eukaryota; Metazoa; Arthropoda; Insecta; Diptera; Drosophilidae
Source: RefSeq, a predicted model, not a curated record
GUUUCGAGACUUUACUGUGUGCAGACGAACAGUGCGCUUUCGAUAUUCAGAUACAUACGAUCGCAACUUUAAGAUACAUUUGCGCCGCGCGUGCAUUGAAAACUAUUGAAUGUUGUUGUUGUUAUUGUUGUGUGCUCCAAGCAUUUGAGUGUUAAUUAGCUAGCCAGUUGGCUAUGCAAAGUGUCUGGAGACAGUGCGAGUGUCUGUGUAUCGACAAUAAUAAUAAUAAUAAUAAUAAUUUAUAAAUAAAAAUCAAGACAAUGGCCACCUCCACGCUAACGGCUACAACGUCUCCGAGUCCAGCUGCCGGCAUGAAGAAUCCGCAGCUGAAGCGCGUCGUCUAUUCCAAGUAUCGGGAGCUUCUGGGCUCGUACAAUGAUAAGGCCAAUGCCAUCAUCGAGACGCUGCCCGCUUAUAUGGUACGAGAGGAUCGCGGUUUUCAACUAGAGCUGCCGCUGCCACAUGCCAAUGCGAAUGGCCAUGACAAAAGCUCUGUGGAUACCUAUGGACAACGAGGCGGGGGCGCCGCUGGAGGCGGUGGCUUUGAGGCACCCGCUUGUGUGCAAAACGCGAUGAUGACAAAAGACAAGAAGCCCUUCACCUAUACGCCCGGCGGCAUAGAUCUCUCGCAAAUCCGUUCGGAGCGCAUGGCCAAGCGGCUGGCGCGCAAUGCGCAAGCCGAGGGCGCCGCCACCGGUGCCGCCCAACAAAACAGACCCUCACCACAGUCGCCGGGCUCUGGUGGCAGCGCCGCCAGUUCUAUGGGUGCCGCAGCCAUGGGCAUGCCGUUUCAGGUGCUGCCGCCGCCACCGCCACCGCAGCCGCAGUCACAGACGGGUAAGAACGGUAACCAAGUUGCAGCAGCAGCACCCCCACCGCCACCCCCACAACAAAGUACAUUAGCACCACCAGCGGGUCGAGGCAGUGCGCCCGGUUCGCCGGCUGCGGCGCGCAAGUCCCCAACUCCGCAACGUUUCGAGCCGCCGCCGCUAGGAUUCCGGCCGGAGAUCAAAAUACCGCCCAACCCGAUGGCGGCGCUGCGCAAGGUGCCGCCGCCGGUGGAGAAGAACACAUUCUGGAAAGAUGAAUAUUGCAAGGAGCGCUCCAAGAGCCCCCUGCCCGAGUCAAACCAGAACGGAAAUGACGACUACAGCAACAGCAACAACAACAGCAACAGCAACAACAUUAGCCAAGAUGCCGUUGAUGGGUACAAACCAACUGGCAACAGCUACAACAACAGUAACGGCAACAACAGCUACAGCCCAUACACACCAUCAAGUCAGCAGCAGCCACAAUCGCCCUCACCCAAAACACCGCCGCUGCAGCAACAGCUGCAACAGCCAACGCCACCGGCAACACCCCCACAACAACAACAACAACAGCAACAGCAACAGCCGCGUCAGGAGUUUCGCAGUGUGGCCAUGCCACAGUCACCGGCUGUUAAUGUCUAUACGCGUCAAACGGACAGUCCGCGCUCGCCUUUCGAGUUGCAACAGCAGCAGCAGCGCGCCACAGAGAGUCCCUUCCGCUUUGCACAGCAGCAACAGCAACAACAGCAACCACAACAGCAGCAACAGUCGCGUCCAGCCACGGCAAUCUAUCCGCUGGUGCAACAACAGCAGUCACGUCCAUCGCCAGCUAUUUCUCCACUGGCUCAGCAGCAGCAACAACAACAGCAAACUGUUCCCUGGCGUACACAACGCCCCCAGCCCGCUGCACAACAACAACAGCAACCACAGCAGCAGCAGCCAACGCAUUCGCAGCCCAUUUACAACAAUGUGCAACAGCAACAGCAACAACAACAACAACAGCAGCAACAGCAACGAUCUCGCGAUGUCUUCAGCCCCGCCCGAACGGAGCAACAGCAACAAAACUUUGGCACUCAGCAAUCGCCAUAUCAAGGAGCUAAGCCGACCAACGUUGGCUCGCUUUACAUAGCUCCACUAGCGCAGCCCACGGAGCCGCAAGCACAGCGCCUCUUGCUGCAGCAACAGCAGCAGCUGUCGGGAGCUCGUGACUCGCCCAUGCGGCAAGUGCCACAGCAGCAGCAGCAGGCACAGCAACAGGUUGGCGGCCAGCCACUGCGCUGGUUGAGCUCACAGCCCGCGGCGAAGGAGCAGGCGCCCUGGGCACGCCCCGAGGAGAAUGGCAAUGUGGUGCCCUCCACUCUACGACAGUCGACAGCGCCGUCGACAGCAACGCAGGCACAGCCUGCAACGUUCUAUCAGCCUCAGCUGGUGCAGAGUAAUGGGCACGGAACAGCUUCUUCGCCCGGCCCGGCUGCUCAGCAAAACUUUGGCUCAACAGCCCAGCAGAGUGGACUACGCUUGCAGAUCAACAGCAACAAUGUAAACCAGAGUGGUCCCAAGGAGCGCAUAAUUCCCAUUACACUGGAGCAAACCCCAACUUAUGCCGCUGCGCAGCCCAACUUCGGUGCGCCUGCUGGCCACAUAAUACGCUCAGCUAAUCAAUUUGUCGAUCAAGGUUACAACAAUUAUCCAGCUUCAGGACCGUCUGCGCAGGUGCAACGCGUCGUGUCACCCACCCAGCAUCAUCUGCAUCAGCAACAACAGCAGCAGCAAUUUGUUAGUUCUAAUAACAUCAGCAAUAAUUCGACUCGCAUUAUACCCAUUGCGAUUGAAGGGGGACGCGGAGGUCCAGUCUCCCAAUCACCAGUCGUGCUACAAAAUGGCAAUUACAAUUUGUAUGUGCAUCAAUGUCCGCUCGAGGCUGAGAUACGCUACAGAAAGAAUCGACUCAGCGAUCCACGCUCACCGCCCAUACAAUCGAAAUCGUUUAGAAUAUUGCAAAAGAUAACCGACACAGUGGACGAUGUCAGCAGCGAUCCCAGGCAAGAGUCGCCCCACCUGCCGCAGCAGCCUCAUUUGGAGGUGGAGCUGCCGCAGCUGCAGCGCCCACAGUUCGCUCGCCAGAUGAGCGCUCAGCAGGCGCGGAAUAGUCCGACCAUUGAGCAAAUGCGGCGGCUGCAAAUCGCGCAGGAUCAACAGUCGGGCACGCCGCCAGCCUGGUGCCCGCAAGGUAACGGCGCGUCUGCUCAGAACCGCUUUACAUCUCAGCGUUCUCCAUACGAUUCAGCCCAACAACAACAACAACAAUACGUGCCACCCAGUGAACAGCAGGCGCCGGAACCGAAGAAGUACACGGGCAGCGCAAUACCGAGUCGAUCAUUUAAAAUUUUACAGGCAAUGACAACACCAGAGAAUGCCGAACAUAAAAUUCACACCGAGCUGGACUCGGAUUUGGAAAAUAUUGAAUUGAACGAAGCCAAAAAUAAUAAUAAUAAUAAUAAUAAUCACAAUAAUAUUAAUCAUAAUAAUGAGAAUAAUGAUAAUAUCAGAAAGAGUAACCAUAACCGAGAAAUUAACAGUAAAAUCAAUAAACGUCAUAGUUAUGCAUCAGCCACGCCCACUCCACCGCCCAUUACAGACACGAAUACAAACGCUUCUCACGGCAUAUACUCAUCCUCAUCUUCUCUUAGUUCAGACAGCUCUUGUGCUCCACAGGUGCAGCCAGAGCGCUCGCAAUCGGUGCCACCGCACUAUCCCUAUGCUUAUGGUUACCCCUUUCCCUGGUACAUGCCGCCACCAAACCAUCCCGCUCCUGGGCAGAAUAGUGGCGAACCGCCUCAAGUCCUAAAUUGGCCCUAUCCCUAUCCCUACCCACCACCCAUGCCUCUUUCGGUGGAUGGCAAGCAAGCACCCUAUCCAUAUUACUACCCCUAUUAUCUGCCUCCCCCACCAGCUUAUGGGCAGCCAGCCACGCCCAAUGAAACUCUGCAGCAUGGCUACCACCCCCAGUUCGUGCCAAGCUAUGGUCCUUAUCCAUAUCCGGUAGCACCAAGCCUUAGCCAAAGCUCGGCCGAAAGUCGCGCCAGCAGUGUAUUGCCCGAUAUUAUAAUAACGCCAAGCACCGACGAUAUGCCCUCGAAGGUCAUAAUGCAGCACCAUAUCAAGGUGGAGCCACGUGAGCCACCCAAGCGAGCGCACUCUGUUGAAAUUGAGGAAUUGGUUAGUCGGUCGAAGACGCGCAAUAUCUGCAGCAACAAGGAGGAGGUAAUCGAUAUGCUCAGCCAGCGUCUGGCCAACAUUAACAAAAUUGCCGGGGGCAAUACCCAAGACAAUUUAUCCAAUCAGCUCCAAAAGAGCUAUGCUGGAGAGCAUCUGAAGGAGCUGGGAGCACGCUCACCUAGUGAGAAUGCCUCGCCAGUGCUGAUCACUGCCAUGCUAGACGAUAACGAUGAUAGUGAAUCUGACGAUAGCAGCGACGAGGAUGAAGAGGACACAGAUACUCCCAAGCAUGCAGGUCACAACUCCCCAUCUCCGCUGCAGGCCAUCAAGUCCGUGACCAAUGUGCAGAUCUAUAAGGGCUUGGGUGAAAUGCCAGCGGAACAUCUUCAGUCCGAGAGUGAGGACGAUGAUGGGACGACAGCUGAUGAAAUGCUUGAUGAGGAAGAGCAGGAGUGCCUGAUCGAGGAACUGGACGAUGACUAUGUUGUCGAGGAGGAUCUAAGCACCAUUUAUGAGGAGGAAAGCGAGCUGGAACGCAGCAGCAACUACGCCAAAACGAUUAUUAACCACAAUGGAUCCAGUGCCAGUAACGCAACCAUAGGGGCUCGCCAAGUAGAAGAAGACGACCUGGAACAGCAAAUAGAGGACAAUGAUCGCGAUGACGAUGACGAUGACGACGAGUCUAAUUCGGUGACUGUGCGUUUGCCAUUGCGCUUCAGCUUUAGUCGCAGCUCAAAUGACGAGAACAUAGCCACCGUGGAGGUGGGCAGCAGCACACAGAUCGAGGAAAGACGCCAGAGUAUAAGCUUGGACAGCAAACGGAAUUCAUUCAGCGUAGCCAAGAUUGAGAGUGAUAAUGAGGAGGAUAACGAUUGUGAGGUUAGCGUUACCAUCAGUUUGUCAAACUCCUCCCGUUCCAAUUCCGUAGAAAAGUCCGCGUUGCUACCAAGUGCCAUUAAGGCUAGCACUGAAGAUGUAUCCACCUCCUUCUCGCUGGGCAAGCGCAACAAGUUCUUGGCGGACACCCAAAACGGCGAGCUAACAAAUAAUAUUGCGAUGUUGAUGCCGACAAAAGAUGUUGAGGUUACCUCGGAAGCACCCAAAGAGGAAUUUGAUUUCUUUGCCACGCUUUUGGCCACCAAAAUGCAAGCACAGAAAAUGAUGGAGCAGUCCAAGAGUUAUUGGAAAACGACAGAGGCCAAGCCAGAAGAACAGGCAAAAGAGCCUGCGCCAAAUGAAACUGUGAAGCUGCGAGUUAAGCAAAACGAGGAAGAGGCCAAAAAACCAAGACCAAAAUCGUGUGACAUAUCCAAGACUCAGGAGUCUUUAGAGGCAGCCAAGAAUAGCUUUUGGUCCACAUUUGCAACGGCAGCCAAGGAACCCGAACCUCCCCAUGAACCAGAACAAUCUGACGAAGAAAUUGACUUCUGGGAAAUCGUUGAAAACAGCAAAGAGAAAAGUCAACGCGCAAAAAAACAGAAAACUGUUACCUAUAUCCCACUACAAAAGGAAACGGUGGACGAAGUGGAGCAUUGGACGACGACCCUAAAAGCCAAUGUAAAAUACAUGCCCCAAUCGCAAUGUGCUGAGGUACAUUUCGUGGUAGAAGAAAAUCCAGGAGCUGAGGAUACGAAUGAAGACGAGGAAGACUUUUGGGCGUCAGUAGAGAAAGCCAAGUCCGAGAACUCUGAAAAGCAGCCCGAGUUGGAGUUUUGGUCAGAUCAGUCAGCGGACACUCGUGAUGAAAACCCGAAUGUGAAUAUAACAGAGCCAAUUGCCGAGGAAGAGGACAUCGAUUUCUGGGCCGACAUAAAGUCUUCUCAAGGUAGCUAUGACAACAAGGAAAACGACUUCAAAUUCGAUCCCACCAAAUAUCCAGAGGAGCCCCGUGAGGUUGACACCGAUGAAGAAAUUGAUUUUUGGACAGAAAUCGAAUCGAAUCGCAAUCCGGAUGAUGACGAUGUAACUUUCCACAAAUCCGCCACUUUUUGGGCUCGCAAAGAGCGCCAAAAUUCGGUGGAAGAAACGCCCUACAAGCCCGUGGAGACCAAGCCAUUUCGUGCCAAGCUGCCCGACGAGCCAGCUGUGGAAAUCGAUUUGUGGGCCACUUUGGAGGGAGCUCGGGGAGAGGAGCCCGAGAUUGUUGAUCCACUUUUAGAACAGGAGCAAAUGCUAGCUGCGCAAUAUGAAGAGAUUGAACAUGAAGAAGACGAGAAGUCCCACAAACUGGAGCAAUCAGCUCCACAGACGCCGGAGCCCAAUCUCGACGCAGUUGAGACUAUGUCGCUGGCCUCCAUGCAUGAGCCAGCAACUGUGCACACCUGGACGCCUAGCACACACACUAACAUGGACCUGGAGAGCGGCGAUGAGCCUGACUUUUGGGCUGAUAUAGAACAGGAGCGUGGCAAGAAUGACCAGUUGGAGGAAGCCGAGCAGAAACGUCAUAACUAUCGCCAGGCCAUGGCUUUCUUCAAUACCUCCAUCGAUGAGCACAAGGUACAGCAAAAAGUGCAACCCAAUCGAAGCAGCGUCAUUCUGGAAUCAGCGGAGCCAACAGAUUUGGAGCUGGGCUCACCAGGUGCAUAUGAAAUUGUGGGUGAAGAUGGCAUCGUUGUGGAACAACAUGGAUUGCAAACGGUCAGUGCAGAAGAUGAGGAUCGAGAAGCGACCACACCGACCAACCAGCUUCCAGAAGUUUAUGUGGAGCCAGAACCGGAACAGCAAAGAAAACUCCUAGCCAACGGUCUACCAGAUCUCGGUGUGUCAGAAGCACCCAAAAUAUCGGUGCGCGAGCGCAUCAAUGUAUUCGAGACGAGUCCACCAACAACAACUGGGCCAACCCCUCCAAACAAGGCUAUGACUAUUCAUUCGCUGUCUGUGGACAGCGGCCGUGGCAAGGGACAGCUAUCCCGCAAUAGCAGCACACAGCGGUCCGAGUCCGAAAUCGAAGAGGAUGACUCAGGCGUGACGGAUAUGAAUCGGCAGAUGUCAGAGACGGACACCGAGUCCGAAAGUUUUCCGGAGCUGCGCAAGAUGACGAGCUACCAGCGCGCCGCCACACAUUCCAGACUCUUCAAACUGCUCCAGGACGAGAACGAUCUGCCCGAAGCGUCAGAGGCUGGGCAGGCGGACGAGUUCCAGCUAAAGCCCAGCAGACGCAAGAUUGUGCACAAUGUAUCCAUUACACGUCGCCAAAAUCCUAAUGCACUUAGCGAGGCCGAGACGAUGACCCAACGACGCGAACGUCUCUCAUUGCCCCUGCGCAAGAACACCAGCAUCGAUGCGGACAAUCCCUCCACGCCGAACAGUCCCGCCUCGCCCAUUGUCGGGCCAUCCCCCAGCAAGCAGCGUGUGGUCAGCGAUAAGCUGGUUAACGAGCUGGUGCAGAGUCUGCUGCUGAAGAGCGACAGCACGCAUCUGCGUAAACUGCCGAUGGAACGGCUCCAGGCAGCGGCCAAACGCGCCUUGGCAGAGGAAAUGGAUUCGAUGGACAAUAGCUCGCUGGACAGCACGCCUGCACCUACGCCCAAGCAGGAUAAGGAGUACGCCGACUAUUACAGCAGCUGGACCGAGGCCAGCGGCGGUGAAGAGAUUGUGCCCUCGAAAGCCUUCCGAGCUUUACAGGAUCCGCGACGCAGUCCCUGGACCGUGCGCUGUCCCCGCGUCCUCAGCUCCAAGACAAUCAAUCGCGACCUGGCCCGUGUCACAGAAUCACCCGAAAUUCUGAGCAAUCGCAGCAGCAAAAGUCCCGAAUGCUUUAAGCAACAGUCGGGGAGCAGGGAGCACUCCGUUAGCAGCUGGCGCAAGGCCUAGCGUUUGCUUAGGGAUAGCUCAUUGUGUAUAGCUAGGGGCGGGAAUCACACGUACACACCUUGAUAUUAGUGGGUCAGCAUCUUAAUCGGGUCAAGCAACUCUGGGCAGGGGGCGGGUCAGGGAGCCAGUUUUUGCAUUUCUCAUCCAAUCACAGCACAUCAACAUGUACAAUAUGACAACACACAGACUAAUAAUAAAAACUAAAUAUCUAAUGUAUAAUGUAUAAUGUAUAUAAACAGACUUAAACCAAAGAAAAUCGUUCAUUCGUUCGUUCGCUCGUUCGUUUGUUAUCUCAAUAAAAGCGCAAAGUCCUCGCCAGUCAUUUCUAAAUUCGACUACAUAUUAUAUAU